AUGCUCACUGCUUUAUUUCCCGCCAAACAGGCCAAGGCGAUGCCUCUUGAUGGAUGGUACAGAAUCCCCAAACCAGCCGCAAGCACCCAGAGCACCAGCAGGGACAACAUCAUCCGCUUCCAGCAGAGCCAGGACCGACUGGCCUUCAUGGCGGCCAUCCGCAACAGGUCACCCUUGCAAUUUGAGGAACACUCGUUAACAUAUUUUCCUGACUUAUCCAGAGCUACCCUGGAUUGGAGACGCUCACUACGCCCACUGACGAAGGAACUAAUUGCCCGUAAAAUACCGUACCGCUGGGGAGCGCCGAGAAGCCUAAUCAUACCACAGGAACAUGGCGACCUGAAACUCACCAACGCCGCUGAAAUACCUUGUAUAGUGCAGACCCUUGGACUGCCUGAGCAAAAGAUUGCAGUAUCAUCUCAGCCGUCACCCUCCACUACCACUCACUGGGACCCAGAGAAGGUGCGCCCACUCGUACCCGCGGCCCUCCGAGGAAACCCAUCGUCACCCUCAGGGUCGUGA
Messenger RNA from Pelobates cultripes (western spadefoot toad), 522 nucleotides. The record is from the annotation of a GenBank genome assembly. NCBI's taxonomy places the organism in Eukaryota, Metazoa, Chordata, Amphibia, Anura, Pelobatidae.